AUUGAACUUUCCAUGCUGGUGCCCCCCUGUCGGACGGCACUCGGGGGGUUUGUGUGGACCGUGCUCGCCCCUGCUCGCUCGCCCGCUGCGCUCCGGCUCUCCGCGCUCCGCUCCCCGGGUCCCGCGCGUCCAGACGGGGAGCUGGCCCCGGUCCCUCGCGCCCAUGGAGGGAGACGUAAUGGACAAGGUGGAGGCCACGGCCACGGUCCGUGACUUGGACCCGAUCAGCGGGAGCAUCCCGGCCACCAAAGUGGAGAUCACCGUGUCCUGCAGAAACCUCUUGGACCGGGACACUUUCUCCAAAUCUGACCCAUUGGUGGUGCUGUACACCCAGGGCGUCGAGUGUAAACAGUGGAGAGAGUUUGGGAGAACGGAGGUGAUAGACAACACGUUAAACCCAGACUUUGUCAGGAAGUACAUCCUGGACUACUUCUUUGAGGAGAAACAGAACCUGCGCUUUGACGUGUAUGAUAUUGACUCUAAAAGUCCAGAUCUGGCAAAGCAUCCAACCGACUUUAACGACUUCCUCGGACAGGUGCACUGCACGCUGGGAGAGAUUGUGGGUUCACCUGCCAGCCGCUUGGAGAAACCUCUGGGCGGCAUCCCUGGAAAGAAAUGUGGAACCAUCAUCUUAUCUGCCGAGGAGCUGGGAAACUGCAGGGAUUAUGCCACCAUGCAAUUCUGUGCCAACAAACUGGAUAAAAAGGACUUCUUUGGAAAGUCAGACCCCUUCAUGGUUUUCUACAGGAGCAAUGAGGAUGGCACGUUCACUAUCUGUCACAAAACCGAGGUGGUGAAGAGCACGCUGAACCCCGUCUGGCAGCCGUUCUCCAUCCCCGUCAGAGCGCUCUGCAACGGAGACUAUGAGAGGACGAUUAAGGUGGAGAUAUACGAUUGGGACAGAGAUGGAAGCCACGAUUUCAUCGGUGAAUUCACCACAAGCUAUAAAGAACUAUGUCGGGGUCAGAGCCAAUUAAACGUGUACGAGGUGGUGAACGCCAAGAAGAAAAUAAAGAAGAAGAGAUACAUCAACUCUGGGACGGUGUCCUUGCUGUCAUUCAAUGUGGAGUCAGAGCACACCUUCCUGGAUUACAUCAAAGGAGGGACUCAGAUUCACUUCACAGUGGCCAUUGAUUUCACUGCAUCAAAUGGAAAUCCAUCACAGUCCACUUCACUGCACUACAUGAACCCAUACCAGAUGAAUGCGUACGCCAUGGCCCUCAAGGCCGUUGGAGAGAUCAUCCAGGACUAUGACAGCGAUAAGAUGUUCCCAGCUCUGGGGUUUGGUGCUAAGCUACCCCCUGAUGGGAGAGUCUCCCAUGAGUUCCCACUGAACGGCAACGUUGACAACCCGUACUGUAACGGCAUGGAGGGCAUCCUUGAAGCUUACCACCAAAGCCUUAAGACGGUUCAGCUCUAUGGACCCACCAACUUCGCUCCCGUUGUUAAUCAUGUGGCAAGGUACGCGGCGGCGGUGCAGGACGGAUCUCAGUACUUUGUCCUGCUCAUCAUCACCGACGGAGUGAUAUCAGACAUGGCUCAGACGAAGGAGGCCAUCGUGAAUGCAGCUAAACUCCCCAUGUCUAUCAUCAUUGUUGGAGUUGGCCAGGCUGAGUUCGACGCCAUGGUGGAGCUGGAUGGUGACGACAUCCGAAUCUCUUCGCGUGGGAAGCUGGCGGAGAGAGACAUUGUACAGUUUGUCCCGUUCAGAGACUACAUGGACCGCACGGGGAACCACGUGCUGAGCAUGGCGCGGCUGGCCAAGGACGUCCUGGCCGAGAUCCCCGACCAGCUCAUAUCCUACAUGAAGAGCAGAGCCAUCAAACCCAACCCGGUCCCCCCGGCUUACUCGCCCUGCGAGUCCCCGCAAACCAACCCCGUCUGA
Molecule: messenger RNA, 1885 nt
Organism: Salarias fasciatus (jewelled blenny)
Lineage: Eukaryota; Metazoa; Chordata; Actinopteri; Blenniiformes; Blenniidae
Gene: cpne5a
Product: copine Va
Exons: 21
Coding region: 164-1885 (573 amino acids)
Biological process (GO): cellular response to calcium ion
Cellular component (GO): plasma membrane
Molecular function (GO): calcium-dependent phospholipid binding
Source: RefSeq, a predicted model, not a curated record